GUGUGGCCCUGGCCGGCGCCCGGCCGGACGAGCGGUGGCUGCGGCCGGCGAGCGCGCGCCCGGCGGUGCGUGUGUGUGUGUGUGUGUGUGUAUGUGUGUGUGUGUGACAAGCGUCAGGUGACUCGGGUCACGCCGUCGCUCCCUCGCGCUCCCGGGGAGAACUGCCGCGCUCCGGCUGGCUCCUCCGGCAGCGGCGGCGGGGAGGGGGCAGGGCGCCGCGGCCGCCCCCCAGCGCAGCAGGCCCGGGCCCGGGGAGGUGCGGGCGGUUCGGCCCACGCGGGGACCCUGGAGCCGAGCGUGAGCGUGAGCGUGAUGAGCCAGGUGCUGGGCAAGCCGCAGCCGCAGGGUGAGGACGGCGGCGACGACGAGGAGGAGGAUGAGCUGGUGGGGCUGGCGGGCUACGAGGACGGGCCCGGGUCCUCGGACGCCGAGCUGGACAGCGGGCCGGAGGAGGGAGUUCUGGACUUCAGUGACCCCUUCAGCACUGAGGUGAAGCCCAGAAUCCUGCUCAUGGGUCUCAGAAGGAGCGGCAAGUCGUCCAUACAGAAAGUUGUCUUUCACAAGAUGUCCCCGAGCGAGACCCUGUUCCUGGAGAGCACCAACAAGAUCUGCAGGGAAGAUGUGUCCAACAGUUCCUUCGUCAACUUCCAGAUCUGGGACUUCCCAGGGCAGAUUGACUUUUUUGACCCUACCUUCGACUAUGAGAUGAUCUUCCGGGGAACAGGAGCACUGAUCUUCGUCAUCGACUCCCAGGAUGACUAUAUGGAAGCGCUGGCCAGGCUCCACCUCACAGUGACCAGGGCCUACAAAGUGAAUACUGACAUCAACUUCGAGGUGUUUAUUCAUAAAGUGGAUGGUCUGUCAGAUGAUCAUAAAAUUGAAACCCAAAGAGACAUUCACCAGAGGGCAAACGAUGACCUAGCAGAUGCUGGAUUAGAAAAAAUUCACCUGAGCUUUUAUCUGACGAGCAUAUAUGACCAUUCGAUAUUUGAAGCCUUCAGUAAAGUGGUUCAGAAACUGAUCCCCCAGCUCCCGACGCUGGAGAAUCUGCUGAAUAUCUUUAUCUCAAACUCUGGAAUUGAAAAGGCAUUCCUGUUUGAUGUGGUCAGUAAGAUUUAUAUUGCAACUGACAGUACUCCAGUGGACAUGCAGACCUAUGAGCUCUGCUGUGACAUGAUAGAUGUGGUGAUCGACAUCUCUUGUAUUUAUGGUCUCAAAGAAGAUGGAGCAGGAGCCCCGUAUGACAAGGAAUCCACAGCCAUUAUAAAGCUGAAUAACACAACAGUCCUUUAUUUAAAAGAGGUGACAAAGUUCUUGGCGCUUGUUUGCUUCGUCAGAGAGGAAAGCUUUGAAAGAAAAGGCCUUAUUGACUAUAAUUUUCACUGCUUCCGGAAGGCCAUCCAUGAAGUUUUUGAGGUGAGAAUGAAAAUGGUGAAAUCUCGGAAAGCCCAGAGUCGGUUGCAGAAGAGGAAAGGGACUACUCUCAAUGGGACCCCUAGAGGGCUGCUGUAGCGGAGCGGCCGGGAGCCUGAACCCACGCGUGCCAUGAGGGUGCCGAGCCACACUGCGUGACAGCAAGGAAAGACGAGCCUGGACACUGACGAGAGUUGUUAAGGGGAAAAGAAUACUCUCUUUUUAAAAUAAGCACUUCGAAGCAGAAACCUGUACAAUAACAAUAAAGCGAACCCUGCUGUGCUUUCACUACGUAAAUAUAAACAUUUAAACGUUUAUGUUGAUAGAAAAACCCUGUGUGAGAACUGCCGGGAACUGUACAUAUUUUGCACUUUUUUCAUGUUUUUUUCUCACCGAGGUUAACUUUGAUAAGAUGACUUUUCUAAACUCUUUUCUGUACCUGGUGUCAAGGACGUGCAUACUGUAGUCCAUAUGGCAGUCUGAAAUUUAUCCAAAGUAACACGCUGGUAAUGACUUUUUGUAAACUGGGGGAUCUUUGCUACUAAUUAUCCAGGGGGGAAUCAUUGUUCAGCGUGGCAGGAGUGGGUCAGGGCUGGGAGCAAUAAGAACUUCUCCUGUUUGUAAUGAGUGUAAAUGGGAAUUUUGUAGAAAAUGUUAGUACCAGGCUUAUAUCUAAGUUUGUACCCCUCUGGCCAUGCCUCCCUACUCACUUGUCUUUAGGAAGCUCUUUACCUCAACACACAUCUUUGAAGUCACUUUAUUCAGAUAGGUGAUUUCUUUUUGCUGUGUUAUUCUAAUGAACCUUUGGGACCAGAUUUCUAAAGUGAUGCCAACCAAUAUAAAGAACUAUGAACGUUGUUAGAAGAGACAGGGAAAUAGCAGGGAUUUGUUGAGGGGGAAGUUCUGGAGGUCCUUCUGUACCUGCCAAGGAGGCUAAAGGAACAGAGGCCGGGAGGUUUCCAGAUGGUCUCUCAGACUAAAUGCACUUGGUACUUGUGUUUUAUUUGGCUCCUGUGAAUGGCCUGGUGUUGUGCUGUGUUUAAAGACCAGUUGUUGAUGCUCCGUGGCCACAGUGGAGCAGAUCUUUGGUCUCCACUAUCGAGUUUAGACCUUGGUGGCUCUGUUGGUUACCUGAAUCCCCCUUCCAUCCGUGACAAUAUGCCUCAUGCCCUCCGCCUAUUCCUGUUCUUACCAAGUUCAGCUUGCCACCAACUUGCUCCACAGGACAGAAGGCACAGGAAAGCUUGUGGCCAGUGAGAAAGGACAGCCUAAGGUAGAAGUUAGCUGCCAGGUUCGUUUUUUUUUUUUUUUUUAGAUGAGCAGGGGAUUGAGAGUCAUAAAUCUAGCCCUGUACCCAACCAUUCCAAAGGUUAGCACUGUUGGGUGUGCAUGGCGCUAAAAAAGGUCUUUUUAAAGCAGAGUCUCUUGGGGACAUCAGAGCUACUCUUGCAACUUGUCCCUGAAGCCCAUUUCCUUUUUUUUGUUUUUUUUGUUUUUUGUUUUGUUUUGUUUUGUUUUUUGAGACAUGAAUCAGGCUUCAUGCAUGUUGGGCGGCUCUCUACUAAGCUAGUAUCCCAGCUCCUCCUCUUAAUAGUUUUUACAAAGUAUUUCUCUUUGAACAGAGAAUUGAGUUUUUAAUAAGACUUUAUUUUCAAGAUAAGACACUUGCCUGUCUGGUAAACCACAUAAAAUUACCAGGUAGACGUGGAGCUUCCAUUUUUAAGCUGGUUAUAUAAUGGGUUUUUUGUUGAAACGUGCCUUAAAAGCCUAUCACUUCAAGAGCGUGCGAUUCUUUGGGGGAUAGGCAGAAACAAUCCUAUGACCUAGGGCCCACGUUCCUGAUCAUAAAUGCACUCUUUCCUCUCUCAUGCUACCACUGACUACUGCCUCAAGCCUCGUGUGACAGUGACCUCUAAAAACGUAGGAGUUACAUCUGAAUGGUGAGGUUUUCAAGUCUGACUAGAAUUGCAACAUACCUUCACAUUCAUUUUGUAUUUUAUCUUAGAUUCGGGAGUUAGCUUAAUGCAUUGUGUAGGUGUGUGUUUAUGCUCAAGUGUGACUGUAAACAGAAAGGUCUAACUCCUGGCUACAGUGGCUGCUCUAGAACAUUUUUGUUGGUUUUAGGGGUUGAAAAUGUGAAGCUUUGUAGAGCAGAGCAGCCUUUUUUGCUUUUUGAGUCCAGUACUUCUGUGUAGCGGCUGGACUGACGCACCGUCUUAGCAAACUGUAGUCAUAGAGAUUUACGUGAGUGACCAGGAUGGAGUGCAAAUCAAAGCUGAUUAAUAUUUACCAAGUGUUAUUUUGUGAACAUAAUAUAUUUUGGAUCCUUAAAUACGAAAUGACUAGAAGCCACAGCAAUACUAUUACGUAUGGACUGUAUGCCAACUCGGUUUGACACGGAGUUCAUAAAAACAAUGGAGCUGUUGUGAUGAUUAAAGUACAGUAUGCACUCAACAAACA
Onychomys torridus (southern grasshopper mouse) is the source of this 3873-nucleotide messenger RNA. It is a transcript of the gene Rragd, whose product is annotated as Ras related GTP binding D. Gene Ontology annotation, cellular component: nucleus; Gtr1-Gtr2 GTPase complex; lysosome. Bases 313 to 1512 code for a protein of 399 amino acids. The transcript is spliced from 7 exons. Gene Ontology annotation, molecular function: GTP binding; GTPase activity. The record is from RefSeq and is a predicted model, not a curated record. Lineage: Eukaryota; Metazoa; Chordata; Mammalia; Rodentia; Cricetidae. Gene Ontology annotation, biological process: positive regulation of TOR signaling; cellular response to starvation; regulation of autophagy.